AUGGAAGUGCAUGUUGGCUGGGCCUCAGAGACCGGCAAUACUCUGGAUCUGAUGAGAGAGUUUCUUAACCAUUGUCAGGAAGAGCAUAUAAAAGUGGCCUCAGUGCAGCAGCUAUGCAAAGAAACUGAGCUCCUCCCAGGCAUAUGGAUAUUCUUCGUAUCGACUACAGGGCAAGGAAGUCCGCCCUACCGAAUGCGUCCCUUCUGGAAGCAACUCAUGGCUAAAAAUUACAAGCUAAAAUAUCCCAUUUCGCUCGCUGUCUACUCCCUCGGGGAUAGCUCAUACGGCGAUCACUUUGGCAUGGCUGCUCGUAAGCUACGCCAACGUCUAAAAAUGCUCGGAGCGCAAGAGUUUGUAGAAAUAGCACUUGGAGACGAUAUGGAUCCACAAGGCUACAGACACGCUUAUCUAAAAACAUGGAGGACUGAAGUGACUAACUUUUUGCGACUAAAUGCAAAGAAAUUUGAAGGUGAGCCAGUACAGCUUCGCACUCCAUCACUGAGAAACUUGGAAGAUGAGUUGAGUUUGAGAUCGAAAAGGUUGAGGAGCUUUGAACAGGAAGGGAAGGAGAACUUUUUGGGCAACUCUACGUGUGUUGGGCGGGCAGGCUCGGUUGCUCACGUGAAGCUGGGUGCCUUGCUGGCCAUUGGAGUGGUCGGGAAUCUCAAGGGUGCCUUUGUUCUCCAAGUUAACGAUGCUGUAGUUUCCUUGACCGUCAGGCACGAACUGCCAUUUUUGAGGGAUGAUGGCCUUCUUGGUGUAUAUGCUCACCUUGACCCCAUCCACCUUGCUGUUGAUAACCUGGCUGCUGCCCCCAGCCACCUUAUUGGCCUUUUUGCCCCUGCUGUCCCUGCUGUCCCCAUCCUCCUUGCUGUCCUUGUUGCCCUGGCUGCCCCAUCACCAAGCCCUGCUGUCCCUGCUGGCCUUGGCCUGGUCCCUCCCUCUGCCUGCUGUCCUGCUGGCCUUGCUGACCUUGCUGUCCCCAUCCACCUGUUUGCGGCUGUUGGCCUUGCUGACCCCACCCGCCUGGCUGUCCUUGCUGCCUUGCUGCCCCAAUCCUCCUUGCUGUUGUUGGCCUGGUUGUCCCCAUCCUCCCUAUUGACCUUUUGA
Molecule: messenger RNA, 1110 nt
Organism: Nymphaea colorata (pocket water lily)
Lineage: Eukaryota; Viridiplantae; Streptophyta; Magnoliopsida; Nymphaeales; Nymphaeaceae
Product: NADPH-dependent diflavin oxidoreductase 1
Exons: 3
Coding region: 1-1110 (369 amino acids)
Cellular component (GO): cytosol
Molecular function (GO): flavin adenine dinucleotide binding; oxidoreductase activity; FMN binding
Source: RefSeq, a predicted model, not a curated record